Rubroshorea leprosula is the source of this 1635-nucleotide messenger RNA. The record is from the annotation of a GenBank genome assembly. Lineage: Eukaryota; Viridiplantae; Streptophyta; Magnoliopsida; Malvales; Dipterocarpaceae.
GGAAAAAUGUCAUGUUGGAGAAUAUCCUGAGGAAACAAAGAAAGAUGAAGAGAAUGCUGGUGAUGGUGAGGAGUUUUUGAAAUUGAAUGAAACCUCCAAGCAAGUUGAAAAUGGUGAAAGUCUUGAUCAAUCUGGCAUGGCAAGCAAAGCCACUUUAAAUGUAUCAGAAAGUAAAAUCUCAAAACCCUUAAAGACCAAUGGAAAUUCAAAGGAUGGCAAACCAUCAAAGGACAAAUCUAGUCAGAGACGCAUGGUUCCAGCUUCUUAUGAUCAAAGGCCUAUGAUGUCCCAGAGUCUUUCAUUUCCAGCAAGAGGAGCUCAAGCUGAUGGGUUGAAGAAGAGCAUUGAUGUAUACCCAGGGAAAACUUGUGUUAAGCAUGCCCAAGCAAAAGGCAUGACAAGGCAGUCUGCUUCUCCCAAUGGAUCCCUUAGUUUGUUGUCCCGUUUAAGCAAGGCCAACAAGCAUGCAUCCCUUGCUCUGGAUUCAAAGAUGGCAAACGGAAAUGGUAAUGGAGGUUCUAGCAGGAGGGCUACUUUAGCAUCUUUAUCUAGCUUUCACCUGGCUGUGCCUGCAAAAUCUAGUUCUGCAAAUGCAGGUGCCAAGUCUUAUUCAUCCAAAAUUUCUCGAUCAACAGAGCAAAACUCAGAAUCUGCAAUAACUACAUUACCAAGCAAGGAGGAGGAGGAUGAUGCUCAGUCCACUACCUCAAGUGCCACUCCUUGUGGAAGAAGAAGCAGCGGAUCAGGAUUCACCUUCAGGUUGGACGAACGUGCUGAAAAGAGAAAGGAGUUCUUUUCAAAGCUGGAAGAAAAGAUUCAUGCUAAGGAAAUAGAAAAAACUAACUUGCAGGCAAAAUCAAAGGAGAACCAGGAGGAAGAAAUCAAGCAAUUGAGAAAGACUUUGACAUUUAAAGCUACACCGAUGCCUAGUUUCUACAAAGAACCUCCUCCAAAACUUGAACUCAAGAAGAUUCCAACGACACGUGCAAGAUCUCCAAAGCUUGGAAGGCACAAGAGCUCCACUGCAGCAACAAGCAAUCCAUCAGAAGGAGACUCUUCUUGUCCUAGUCCACAUAUGAACCGAGAACGAAAUAAUUCAACUAAGGGAACCAAUACCAAUAGUAAUAAAGAUGCUUCUGCUUCCAAAAAACUGGCAAAGAAAUCCCAACCUCAACUUCUAUCCAAGGAGAUUACUAAAGCAGAAGAAAAUCCCAAGAAGCCAAAACCAAAGAAGAAAGAGGUUGGAGAAUCCACACAAGAAGCUUCCAUUGGAAAACCUGAAGAAAACCAGAACAAUCCUGUGAACAUUCUCGGGUGUGAGGAUGCAAUAUGUCCAGUGCCAGAGAACGCAAUAUGUCCUGUGCCAGAGAUGAAUCCUGCUCAAAAUGAUGGACCUAUUUCAAGCUUACAGAUCCCUGAGAUUAUGCCCCAUGAAGUUGCGGUUUGAGUUUGAAGAUGUGAUUAUUGGAGCCUUUGUGUUUUGUCUUCCCUUUUUUUUUCAGAAAAUUCCAUGCAGUUGUGAAUAUUGUUGUUGUUAAGUUGAUUAUGACAUUUUUUAUUUUUGGAGGGUUACCAUACAUAAUACUGAAAGUUGCAUAGCAUCUACAGGUUCAUUAAUAUAUAUGCAAGCAUUUG